AUGCUACGAAUUAUUUCCUUCUUGGCUCUAUUCCGGGCUGGUCUGGCGGCUUAUUAUGUUGUUGCGCCGGCUGGAAAUUUCUCCACCACCGAAGCCUACUGCCAAUCGAUGGGGCUGCACCUGGUCUCCAUCCACAAUGUUCUUGACAACACGGCCGUACAAGUUUUUGCAGAAUCCAAAUACAUCCCAAAUUUCUGGAUCGGAAUGAGCGGAACGUCUGGAAAAUACUUCAGCUGGACCGACGGGAGCGCUUUGGAUUAUUUCAAUUGGGCUCCGGGCUUCCCGACAUACGACCCUUGCGUGGUGGAGGGAUCUGACGGUUUGUGGAAAACAACAAAUUGCGGUGCCACCUAUUUUGGGAUCUGCUUGAAGGCCCAGCCAAAGUGUGAUUUUGGGUGGACACAAUUGGCCGAGACCAGCCAGUGCUAUUUGCCAGGCCAAGCCGCCACGCAUGACGACGCCCUCGCCGCGUGCCGGAAGAUGUACGCCAGGCUGACGUCGAUCCACACCAAGUCGGAGAAUGACUUCAUUAUGGCUCUAGCCCCGCCGUCCCCCGUCCAGCAGCAGUGCAAUCCGGAGGCGCCGUACGGAAUUUGGACUGGAGGUAUGGCGAUGAACGGGUACGAUUCGUGGGCCGACGGGACCGCAUUUUCUUAUCCGAAUCUUUAUGGAAAUGGAGAUCCGUCGAGCGGUGCGAUUUACCUAGCAGCCGAGCCAGGAUGCCCGGAUUUCGGGAAAUGGCGAGUAACCCCCUCGAAGACGCUGACUUUGAGCUAUGUUUGCAAGAAAAACCCAAUG
Mesorhabditis spiculigera is the source of this 798-nucleotide messenger RNA. Lineage: Eukaryota; Metazoa; Nematoda; Chromadorea; Rhabditida; Rhabditidae. The record is from the annotation of a GenBank genome assembly.